Sitodiplosis mosellana (orange wheat blossom midge) is the source of this 990-nucleotide messenger RNA. Its product is annotated as chromobox protein homolog 1-like. Gene Ontology annotation, biological process: chromatin organization; negative regulation of transcription by RNA polymerase II. Bases 197 to 676 code for a protein of 159 amino acids. Gene Ontology annotation, cellular component: pericentric heterochromatin; nucleus. The transcript has 3 exons. The record is from RefSeq and is a predicted model, not a curated record. Gene Ontology annotation, molecular function: chromatin binding. Lineage: Eukaryota; Metazoa; Arthropoda; Insecta; Diptera; Cecidomyiidae.
ACAUCGUUGUGCCGGUCAUUUUGGAGUGUUUUUGGCGGCAAGCACAUGCUUUUUCUUCGUGUGUCAAGCAAAACGAAACAUUUUUCUUUUAAACUCAAUUGCAUUUUAAUCGCUGUAGAACAGACACAUUUCAAAUUGUUGUUGUUAUUUUUUUUGUUUUUUAUUCGGCAAAUUUUCUGAAGAAAAACCGAAAAUUAUGAAUUCAAGCACCGACUCAGCGAGUUCCGAAAUUGAUUAUGAGGUGGAACGAGUCGAUGGCAAGAAAGUGAUUAAUGGUGUGAUUCACUACAACAUCAAGUGGAAGAAUUAUCCGGUGGCUGAGAACACAUGGGAGCCCAUCGCGAAUUUGUCGUGCGCUGAACUGAUCAAUGAAUUUGAACACGCGCAAAAACGCCGUGGAAGUAAACCCAAACUCAAAUCGAAUCAUGAAGUGAAUGGUAACGAUGUGAUGAAAUCACCCGGUGACCUGCAUCAAUCGAAGAUGACGGAUUUUGUGUACAAUACCGACAAUUUGGUGCGCAUCAACGACAUGAAACGCAUAUCGGGCGAGGUGAUGUUUUUGGUGGAGUUCAAGGGAAUGGACGAAGAGGAAUGGGUGCCGGUGAACAUCAUCAAACGCAAUUAUCCGCAGAAAGUGAUCAAAUUCUACGAAGAAUGCAUCACUUGGAUCAAAUGAAAAUGCCUCCUAGAUUGAGAGCCACGAGUUUUGACAACUCGUAUAUUAACCAUGAAAAAAACAACAACAACACUCUUUUUGUAUCAAAAUGAAUCAAUUGUCAAUACAUUUACUUUUUUUUUUACUUAAGAAAUCUUUUAGAGAUUUUUGUUUUUAAAUACACGGCUAGAGCCGUUUUUAGAGACCAAUUCACAAUAACUAUAUCAAAAACCAUUUGAUCACAUAGUCUCUCUCAAUUUUGUAAUAUGAAUUUUGUAACAACUUAUAUACUCUAUACUAUAAUAAAAGACGGAAAAUUUUUGACAGAAAAAUGA